This is a messenger RNA of Papilio machaon (common yellow swallowtail), 1108 nucleotides long. RefSeq names its product lysosomal thioesterase PPT2 homolog (gene Ppt2). The transcript has 7 exons. The record is from RefSeq and is a predicted model, not a curated record. NCBI's taxonomy places the organism in Eukaryota, Metazoa, Arthropoda, Insecta, Lepidoptera, Papilionidae. The coding region runs from base 234 to 1091 and encodes 285 amino acids. Gene Ontology annotation, cellular component: lysosome. Gene Ontology annotation, molecular function: palmitoyl hydrolase activity; thiolester hydrolase activity.
AAUUAAUAAUAGUUUAAUGAACUAAUUAAUCUGGAACACUGUGAAAGGACUAACUUAGACCUUCCCCUUUGACCUUUGAUAAAUGAUUACAAAAUAAAAUUUUUAGUUUUCUUAGGGUUAAAGUGCCCAUAUAUCUUAUAAAUUUGCUGUUGUCUGUUAUCAAGGAUACUCGACUGAUCGAGCUUACGUUAAAUAUAUGUUUUGAUAAGGUCUAACAAAAGAAAGACGCAAACAUGUUUUUGAAAAUAACUUCUGCAUUUUUACUAUUAUUUAUCAAUUUAAGUGCAAGUUAUAAACCAGUUGUUUUAAUUCAUGGCAUUAUGACGGGAAGUGGGAGCAUGGAAAUUAUUAAAUUCAGGAUACAAGAGAAACACCCUGGUACAGUUGUAUAUAAUGUAAAUAGGUUUGAAAGUUGGUCUAGUUUAGAAACAAUGUGGCAUCAAGUGUUGGAGAUUGGUCAAGAUGUGGCCAACAUCUCAUCCAAACAUCCAGAAGGUAUUAAUAUUAUAGGAUAUUCACAAGGAGGUUUAGUCGCAAGAGGUAUUAUACAAACUUUUCCAAAUAUAACAGUGGAUACAUUUAUAUCUUUGAGUUCACCACAAGCCGGACAGUAUGGAGCUGGUUUUCUACAUGUUGUGUUUCCUGGUCUUGUUAAGGAGACUGCAUAUGAGUUGUUUUACUCUCGUUUGGGACAGCACACUUCCGUAGGCAACUACUGGAGAGAUCCGUAUCAUCAAAAGCUUUAUGAAACAUACAAUGUAUACCUGCCCUAUAUUAAUAAUCAUAUCAAAUCAAAGAGAUCCGCUGAUUUCAAGGCCAACUUAUUAAAAGUUAAACGAUUGGUCCUUGUUGGUGGUCCUGAUGACCAAGUUAUAACACCAUGGCAGAGCAGCCAAUUUGGAUACUACGAUGGUAAUGAAACUGUGGUGGAAAUGAGGAAUCAGGAUAUUUAUGUGGAGGACCACAUCGGGCUGAAGUCUCUGGAUGUAGCAGGUCGUCUGCAUCUCCUCACUGUGCCAGGAGUCAACCACUUCGACUGGCACAUGAAUGUUAGCAUUAUGGAUGAUUUCCUACUACCCUACUUAGAUUAGUUCCGUUUUUUGUGACC